AUGGUUGGUAGAAAUCAACGUAACAUACUUUUCACGUGGAAGCUCCUCAAGAAGGCCUUGGCCCUCAAGAUCGCCCCUCCCCUCCCAAGCUCUUACUGGCUCCUCUCUCCACCAGUGCACAAGCUCAUUGUGGACGUCAAGAAACCUGCAGUGAAAAUGAGAGCAAUGUUCCAAACUUCCUCUUUUCUUUCUCUUCUGACCUUCUGCAUCAAGAUCCUAACUCUAGCUAUCAUCAUGGUAGUUGGGAGCGCCACUGCGUCAGUUGUUCAUGGAAAUGUCACGGACAGGCUUGCGUUGCUUGCAAUCAAGGUUCGGAUUACUGAGGAUCCUCUUAGAAUCACAAGCUCAUGGAAUGACUCUCUCCAUUUUUGCAACUGGCAUGGUGUUUCCUGCGGCCGCAGGCACCAAAGAGUCACCCACUUGAACUUAGGGUCAUUGAGUUUGAACGGUUCUAUAUCUCACUCCAUUGGGAAUCUCAGUUUUCUUCGAAGCGUUGAUCUCUCAAAUAAUAGUUUUCAUGGAGAACUACCAAGUGAGAUCGGUCGCUUGUUUAGGUUGCAAGAGCUAGUUUCCAGUUACAACUAUUUCGGAGGAGGAAUACCAAGUAGCUUAUCAAACUGCUCCAAGCUGAGAAUACUGGAUUUGCUACACAAUGAAUUCACUGGUAACAUUCCUUUUGAGAUUGGCCUUCUACCGAAGUUGGAGAAACUAAAUCUCCACGGAAAUAGAUUGGAGGGAAACAUUCCACCCCAUCUUGGGAAUAUUUCAUCCCUUCUAGAACUUUAUAUGUCAGAAAAUAAAUUGGAGGGAGACAUUCCUGCAUCACUAGGCCAAUUGAAGAGCUUACUUGUUCUUGCCCUUGGUCACAACAUGGUGUCAGGUACAAUUCCUCAAGCUAUCUAUAACUUGUCACACCUUGUUUCUUUUUAUCUUGGUGGGAAUCAACUUCAAGGUAGCUUUCCUAAUAACAUUGGCCUUGCCCUCCCAAAUAUAGAAAGGUUUCUUGUUUGGGGAAACCAAUUUAGUGGAAACAUUCCGGUUUCUUUUUCAAAUGCUUCAAACCUUGCUUUCUUUGAUAUCUCCAUGAAUAAGUUCUUUGGGCGGGUUCCUGAUAUUUUUGGGAACUUAAAGAAACUUGAGUGGGUAGUUAUAGGCGGUUCCAAUCUUGGGUAUGGUGAAGCAAAUGACUUCAAAUUCUUCACCUCUUUUACCAAUUGUAGCAAUCUGGAAGCACUUCAAAUACAACAAAAUAACUUUGGAGGGGAUUUGCCUAAUUCCUUAGGAAACCUCUCAGCUAAACUUGAAAUGCUAUACCUUUAUGAUAAUGGGGUUUCAGGAAACAUUCCAUCUGGUAUUGGAAAUCUCGUAAACUUAAGAGUACUAGAAAUAGAUGGCAAUCGGCUCACUGGGACUAUUCCUACAACUAUUGGUAAACUUAAUAGCUUGGUGAAGUUAUAUUUGGGGGGUAAUGAAUUAUCUGGGGAGAUCCCUUCCUCAUUUGGAAAUCUCACGUUGUUGAACGAGCUUCGAUUAGAAGAGAACAAUCUACAAGGAAACAUUCCAUCAAGUCUAGAAAACUGCCAAAACUUACAAGUGCUAAACCUCUUUAGUAAUUCCCUGAAUGGUACCAUUCCUCCAAAUGUAAUUGGGCUGCCCUCUUUAUCAAUGUCCGUGGGACUCUCAAAUAAUAGUCUCACUGGACCUUUACCAUCGAAAGUUGGUAACCUGAAAAAUCUUGCUCUGUUGGACGUUUCUUACAAUCAGUUAACGGGUAAUAUUCCUAGCAGCCUUGGCGAGUGUAAAAGCUUAAUAUGGCUUUAUAUGGGACAUAAUAUGUUUGAAGGAACCAUUGAAUCUCUGCAUUCUUUGAAAGCUAUUGAAGAAUUGGUUCUUUCACACAAUAACUUUUCAGGACAUAUACCCAAAGAUUUUGGCAAGUUUGUCUUUUUAUCAAAUUUAGAUCUUUCAUUUAAUCAUCUUGAGGGUGAAGUACCAAGUGGAGGUGUUUUCAGUAAUGCCAGUGCAAAUAUUUCACUUGCUGGUAAUGAUAAGCUUUGUGGUGGUAUUGCUGAGUUACACUUAACACCAUGCUUUAAGAAAUUGCCAAGGAAGCAACACUUGUCUUUCCGUGGAAAGCUGAUCAUCUCCAUCGUCUGUGGCCUUUUUGGAAUCAGUUUAAUGUCAUGUUUUCUGGUCAUUCGUUGCUUUAGGAAGAAUACGAAGCAACAAUCUUCAGAAUCUUUGUGGAGGGAUGUUCCAUAUCUGAAUAUUUCUUAUGGGGAACUUCUGAAAGCAACUAACGGGUUUUGUCAAGAAAGCAUGAUUGGCGCUGGUAGCUUUGGCUCUGUAUAUAAAGGGAUUCUUGAACUGCAUCAACUGCCCAUCGCAGUGAAGGUCUUCAACCUUGAAAGGAGAGGAGCUUCCAAGAGUUUUAUGGCCGAAUGUGAAACUCUAAGGAAUAUUAGACACCGAAAUCUUGUGAAAAUCAUUACUGCUUGCUCAAGUGUUGAUUUUCAAGGUAAUGAUUUCAAAGCCCUCAUCUAUGAGUUCAUGCCAAAUGGAAGUUUGGAAGAUUGGUUGCAUCCACGUCCACAAACCGGAGAAAAUCAGAGGAAAAGGUUAGCUCUGGCCUUGCGACAGAAUAUGGUCAUUGAUGUGGCAUCAGCAUUGGAUUAUCUUCAUAAUCACAGUGAACCGCCAAUUAUUCAUUGUGACCUAAAGCCAAGCAACAUUCUGCUUGAUCAAGACAUGACCACACACGUGAGCGAUUUUGGCUUGUCAAGGAUUAUUGCAGAAGAUAAUGUUGAAAUAUCCCAGAAUCACACAAGCUCUCUGGGAAUAAGAGGAACAAUUGGAUAUGCAGCCCCAGAAUAUGGCAUGGGAAGCAAAGUGUCAACCCAAGGAGAUGUGUAUAGCUUUGGAAUCCUUUUGUUGGAAGUCUUCACUGGAAAAAGGCCCACAGACGAAAAUCUUGAAGGACUUAGCCUCCAUCAAUUUGCCAAAAUGACUUUGCAAGAAAGAGCGAUGGAGAUAGUUUAUCAGAGUUUCCUAAGAGAAGGAGAAGACGAAGCAUCACACAGAGAUAAAAUGAUGCAAACAAGAAGCGGCAGGGUACACGAAUGCUUAAUUUCCAUAUUGACGAUUGGUUUGAAGUGUUCAGAGGAAUUACCAGGAAACAGGAUGAAGAUUAAUGAUGCCCUCAAGGAUUUGCACAAACUUGCUUUUUAA
Morus notabilis is the source of this 3228-nucleotide messenger RNA. Its product is annotated as probable LRR receptor-like serine/threonine-protein kinase At3g47570. The record is from RefSeq and is a predicted model, not a curated record. Lineage: Eukaryota; Viridiplantae; Streptophyta; Magnoliopsida; Rosales; Moraceae. Gene Ontology annotation, biological process: protein phosphorylation. Gene Ontology annotation, molecular function: ATP binding; protein kinase activity; protein binding. The transcript is spliced from 3 exons. Bases 1 to 3228 code for a protein of 1075 amino acids.